Talpa occidentalis (Iberian mole) is the source of this 2159-nucleotide messenger RNA. It is a transcript of the gene ZBTB48, whose product is annotated as zinc finger and BTB domain containing 48. Gene Ontology annotation, biological process: regulation of transcription by RNA polymerase II. The record is from RefSeq and is a predicted model, not a curated record. The coding region runs from base 40 to 2106 and encodes 688 amino acids. The transcript has 11 exons. Gene Ontology annotation, molecular function: DNA-binding transcription factor activity; RNA polymerase II cis-regulatory region sequence-specific DNA binding; protein binding. NCBI's taxonomy places the organism in Eukaryota, Metazoa, Chordata, Mammalia, Eulipotyphla, Talpidae.
CCGGCCGGCGGGCGGCGGGGGCGGACCGGCCGACGGACCAUGGACGGCUCCUUCGUGCAGCACAGCGUGAGGGUUCUGCAGGAGCUCAACAAGCAGCGGGAGAAGGGCCAGUACUGCGACGCCACCCUGGACGUCGGGGGCCUGGUGUUCAAGGCACACUGGAGCGUCCUUGCCUGCUGCAGCCACUUCUUCCAGAGCCUUAAUGGGGAUGGCUCUGGGGGCAGUGUUGUCCUCCCUGCCGUCUUUGCUGAGAUCUUUGGCCUCCUGUUGGACUUUUUCUACACUGGUCACCUGGCCCUCACCUCGGGAAACCGGGAUCAGGUGCUCCUGGCUGCCAGGGAGUUACGAGUGCCUGAGGCCGUGGAGCUGUGCCAGAGUUUCAAGCCCAAAACCUCAAUGGGACAGGCACCGAAUGGCCACAGUGGGCCGGGGAAACCUGCCCCCCGGGAUGUGAUUAGCCAUCUGAAGGAGCCUGCAAGCUUGGGGGAAGAGGAAGUUUCAAGGACUCUCGGUCAAGUCCCCAAGGAUCAGGAACCCAGUGGCAGUUACAGCCCCCAGGGACCUCAGCUUGGUCUCCCUGCUCAUAGUGAGAGCCCUUCCUUUCUCCGUGGGAAGCUCAAGCAGGCCUUGAAGCUUUGUCCCCCAGAGGACAAGGAGCCUGAGGAUUGCAAAGUACCCCCGAGGCCCUUUGAGGCUGAUGGUGCCCAGCUGCAAGGCGGGACUAGUGAGUGGGAAGUGGUGGUUCAAGUUGAGGACGACGGCGACGGAGACUAUGUUUCUGAGACUGAGACUGUCCCAAGCAGGAGGAAAUCAAACGUAAUCCGGCAGCCGUGUGCUGCUGAGCCAGCCCCGAGCGCGGCGUCCCUCACCGCCGAGCCCGCUGAGAACAGAAAAGGUACAGCGGUGCCUGUUGAAUGCCCCACGUGUCAUAAAAAGUUCCUCAGCAAAUAUUACCUGAAAGUCCACAACAGGAAACACACAGGGGAGAAGCCCUUCGAGUGUCCCAAGUGUGGAAAGUGUUACUUUCGGAAGGAGAAUCUCCUGGAGCACGAAGCCCGGAACUGUGUGAACCGCUCAGAACAGGUCUUCACGUGCUCCGUGUGCCAGGAGACCUUCCGCCGGAGGAUGGAGCUGCGGGUGCACAUGGUGUCCCACACCGGGGAGAUGCCCUACAAGUGCUCCUCCUGCUCCCAGCAGUUCAUGCAGAAGAAGGACUUGCAAAGCCACAUGAUCAAGCUGCACGGCGCCCCCAAGCCCCACGCGUGCCCCACCUGUGCCAAGUGCUUCCUGUCCCGGACGGAGCUGCAGCUGCACGAGGCCUUCAAGCACCGCGGGGAGAAGCUGUUUGUGUGCGAGGAGUGCGGGCACCGGGCCUCCAGCCGGAAUGGCUUGCAGAUGCACAUCAAGGCCAAGCACAGGAACGAGCGGCCGUAUGUCUGUGAGUUCUGCAGCCACGCUUUCACCCAGAAGGCCAACCUCAACAUGCACCUGCGCACGCACACGGGCGAGAAGCCCUUCCAGUGCCACCUCUGUGGCAAGACCUUCCGCACCCAAGCCAGCCUGGACAAGCACAACCGCACUCACACUGGUGAGAGGCCCUUCAGCUGUGAGUUCUGCCAGCAGCGCUUCACCGAGAAGGGGCCGCUGCUGCGGCACGUGGCCAGCCGCCACCAGGAGGGCCGGCCCCACUUCUGCCAGAUCUGCGGGAAGACCUUCAAGGCCGUGGAGCAGCUACGCGUGCACGUGCGGAGGCACAAGGGGGUGAGGAAGUUCGAGUGCACCGAGUGUGGCUACAAGUUCACCCGCCAGGCCCACCUCCGGAGGCACAUGGAGAUCCACGACCGGGUGGAGAACUACAACCCCCGGCAGCGCAAGCUCCGGAACCUGGUCAUCGAGGACGAGAAGGUGGUGGUUGUGGCGCUGCAGCCGCCCGCUGAGCUGGAGGUGGGCUCGGCCGAGGUCAUCGUGGAGUCCCUGGCCCAGGGCGGCCUGGCCUCCCAGCUCCCUGGCCAGAGACUGUGCGCGGAGGAGAGCUUUGCGAGCCCAGGGGUCAUGGAGCCCCCCCUCAUCAUCACAGCCUCCAUCCCCGAGGACUGUGACACGUAGCCCCCCACAGCCCACCGACUCCCUCCCCCAAUAAACCACACGGCUUUGGACUC